Molecule: messenger RNA, 3968 nt
Organism: Callorhinus ursinus (northern fur seal)
Lineage: Eukaryota; Metazoa; Chordata; Mammalia; Carnivora; Otariidae
Gene: NLRP6
Product: NLR family pyrin domain containing 6
Biological process (GO): regulation of inflammatory response; response to bacterium; acute inflammatory response
Cellular component (GO): cytoplasm; canonical inflammasome complex
Molecular function (GO): vasopressin receptor activity; peptide binding
Source: RefSeq, a predicted model, not a curated record
UCCAAACCUCUUCCCAUCAGCCUGCUCUAGCCAGAUUUGGAAGGCCACAGAGCUCUUCCCUGGCCCAUGGGACGGCCUCCCUUCCCCUGAUAAUAUCAUGCAAGUCCCAGUGUCCUCUCUGCCUAAGAAGCCCUUCUUCACUGCUGCCUUCAAAAUUUAACCUCUCUCGAGGCCUUAAAGCUGAAGGUCUUGUUGUGAGACAGCCACUUCCUCCACACAGUCCACCCUGCUCCGCAGUCACCUGCUCACAGCUCUGCGUCAAGGCCACACCCUAUGGGGUUUCAGAGUACAGUAACGGGGGGAAAAUGAUUAGAAGAAGAUCAGAGGUCACCCAGCAAAACUCUUAAAGGGUGACUGUGUGCACAUGCCCAGUGCCUGAGUUUGGUUGCUUGGUGACUGGUGGACCGACAUCUUAGUGCUGGCUGAGCUAGAGCACUUGGGCCUAUGGCAUGGACGGGGCUGGACAACUCCCCUAGAACUUGGCUCCAGGCAACUUGGGGAGAGGUCACCUUUCUGAUCCCUGCGUCUGCCCCUAAGUGCUAGUCCUAGGGGCCAGACUCCAUGGACCAGCCAGAGGCCUUCUGCUCCAGCACGGAGUCCCGCGCGGCUGCCGCGCGAGAUCUCCUCCAGGCGGCGCUCGAGGACCUGAGCCAGGAGCAGCUGAAGCGCUUCCGCCUCAAGCUGCGGGAUGCGCCGCUGGACGGCCGCAGCAUCCCGUGGGGGCGGCUGGAGCGCGCGGACCCCGUGGACCUCGCGAUGCAGCUGACCCAAUUCUACGGGCCAGAGCCUGCGCUGGACGUGACCCGAAAGACCCUGAAGAGGGCAGACGUGCGCGACGUGGCGGCGCGACUCAAGGAGCAGCGGCUGCAGCGGCUCGGCCCCAGCUCCUCCGCUCUGCUCUCCGUGUCUGAGUACAAGAAGAAGUACAGAGAGCAUGUCCUGCAGCAGCAUGCCAAGGUGAAGGAGAGGAACGCCCGCUCGGUGAAGAUCAAUAAGCGCUUCACCAAAUUGCUUAUCGCGCGCGAGAGCGCCACGCUGGUGGACGAGGCUCCGGGGCUCGCGGAGCACGAGGGGCCAGAGCGCGCUAGGCGCUCGGACACCCACACCUUCAACCGCCUCUUCGGCCGCGACGGAGAAGGUCAGCGGCCUCUGACUGUCGUGCUGCAGGGCCCGGCGGGCAUCGGCAAAACCAUGGCGGCUAAGAAAAUCCUGUACGACUGGGCGGCAGGCAAGCUGUACCACGACCAGGUGGACUUCGCCUUCUUCUUGCCCUGCCGCGAGCUGCUGGAGCGACCCGGCACGUGCAGCCUGGCCGGCCUGAUCCUAGACCAGUGCCCCCACCGCAGUGCGCCUGUGCGGCAGAUGCUCGCUCGGUCCGAGCGGCUGCUCUUCAUCCUGGACGGCGCGGACGAGCUGCUGCCACCGCCGGGACCCUCCGAGGCCGCGCCCUGCACAGACCCCUUCGAGGAGGCAGAUGGCGCGCGGGUGCUGGGCGGCCUGAUGAGCAAGACGCUGCUGCCCAACGCCCGCCUGCUGGUGACCGCGCGCGCCACCGCCCCGGGGAGGCUGCAGGGCCUCCUGUGCUCACCGCAGUGCGCGGAGGUGCGCGGCUUCUCCGACAAGGACAAGAAAAAGUACUUCCACAAGUUUUUUCGAGACGAGUGGAUGGCGGAGCGUGCCUACCGUUUCGUGAAGGAGAAUGAGACGUUGUUUGCACUGUGCUUCGUGCCCUUCGUGUGCUGGAUCGUGUGCACUGUUCUGCGACAGCAGAUCGAGCUCGGCCAGGACCUGUCGCGCACCUCCAAGACGACCACGUCCGUGUACCUGCUUUUCAUCGCCAGCGUCCUGAGCUCGGCGCCUGCGGCAGAUGGUCCCCAGAUGCAGGGCGAGCUGCGCAAGCUGUGCCGCCUGGCCCGUGAAGGCAUCCUCCAGCACAGGGCGCAGUUCGCGGAGGAGGAUCUGGAACGACUGGAACUUCGGGGCUCUAAAGUCCAGACGCUGUUUCUCAGCAAGAAAGAGCUGCCAGGCGUGCUGGAGACAGAGGUCACCUACCAGUUCAUGGACCAGAGCUUCCAGGAAUUCUUCGCUGCGCUGUCCUACCUGCUGGAGGAUGAGAGGGAUCUCAGGGCACCGGCUGAAAGCGUAGGGGCGCUUCUGCGGGGGGACACCGAGCUGCGCUGCCACCUCACGCUCACCACGCGCUUCCUCUUCGGGCUGCUGAACACAGAGCGGAUGCGCGACAUCGAGCGCCACUUCGGCGGCGUGGUUUCAGAGCGCGUGAAGCAGGAUGUCCUGCGGUGGGUGCAGGAAAAGGGCCAGGGCCGCCCUAGGGCGGCGCCUGAGGGGACCGAAGAGACCGAAGCUACGGAAGGCACCGAGGAGCCAGAAGAGGAGGAGGGCGAGCUCAACUACCCGCUGGAGCUAUUGUACUGCCUGUACGAGACGCAGGAGGGCGCCUUUGUGCACCAGGCCCUGCGUGGCUUGCCUGAGCUGGAGCUGGAGCGAGUGCGCUUCAGCCGCAUGGACCUGGUCGUCCUGAGCUACUGCAUAAGGUGCUGCCCCGCCGGGCAGGCACUGCGGCUGGUUAGCUGUGGACUGGUCCCCGCACAGGAGAAGAAAAAGAAGAAGAGCCUGAUAAAGCGACUGCAUGGCAGCCUGGGCGGCAGCUCCAGUUCACAAGCCACCAUGAGAAAACCCCAGGCCUCUCCACUACGUUCACUCUUCGAGGCCAUGACUGACCAACAUUGUGGUCUGAACAGCCUGACGCUGUGCCGCUGCAAACUGCCUGACUCGGUCUGCCAAGACCUCUCUGAGGCCCUGAGGGAGGCCCCCGCCCUGAGAGAGCUGGGCCUCCUCCACAACUGGCUCAGCGAGGCAGGCCUGCGUGUGCUGUGUGAGGGCCUGGCCUGGCCCCAGUGCCGGGUGCAGAAGCUCCGGGUGCAGCAGCCCUGCCUCCAGGAAGCGCUUCAGUACCUCAUCAGCAUGCUCAGGCAGAGCCCAGCAUUGACUACCCUGGAUCUCAGUGACUGCCAACUGUCGGGACCCAUGGUAACCUACCUGUGUGCGGCCCUACAGCACCCAGGAUGCCGCCUACAGAGCCUCAGUCUGACCUCCGUGGAGCUGAGCGAACAGUCACUGGAGGAGCUGCAGACAGUGAAGACGGCAAAGCCAGGUCUGGUCAUCACCCACCCGGCACUGGACAGUCCCCCCGAGCCUCCCACCGGAUUCAGCAGUGCCCUCUGAGGCCCCGAAGGCCAGUGGGAGGACUCUAGUCAGCCCUACGGAGUAGACUUCCUCAUCCCAAGGGCAGGAGGAUGUUGCUCUCAGCUCUGGUCAGUUCUUUUGAGCCUGAGGAGCUGGGGGCAGGCAGAUGGGAGGCAAGGACACACAGGGUCCCUUACCUGGCCAGGGACAGGUCCCAGGACAUGCCCCUCCCCUCACGCCCUGGGCACAGGUUACAUCUCUGUCUUUCACACCCAGGGACCUCUCCUCCACCCACCUUCCUCUCCUGAGGCCCUCUAGCCUUCCCCCUGCAGAUGCCUCCAGCAACAAUAAUGACGCUGAGAGCUCCCAGGCAUCAAGCACCUACCAUGUGUUGGCCUUUACCUGGUUGUGUUCAGUGCAGAGCGACCCCUCCACUGAUCCCAUCCCCAUCUGCACUAUGGGCCCCACAGCCCCAACAACUCUGCCCCUGGUCACAGGGGAUCGAGCAGGGGCUGACCCCUGACCAAAGGUGGGCAGGUCACCAUUCCACCCUAGGAAUUUGGGUCUUGGCAUUGGGAGCAAAGCCAUCCCUGAGGCUGUGUGUGCCCAGUCCAGAGGGGUCCAUUCACUAUCUAGGUCUUCAGGGAUGGAGACCAGGGGAGAGGGGAGGUAGAGCAGCAGCUGGGACUCUGGGUGGGAGCUGUGAUGGCACGGCUGGCUGCCCCCCACCCCAUGCACUGAUAAUACAUUCUCCUUUGGAUUCA